CUAUUUUCUCUCUCAAAAUCCAUCACGCACUUAAUAAAAACACAUUAAUUUUCACACUAGUUUUUUAUUUACCAUUUUCUAUAUAUAAACAUUACUUUUCCUAAUUCUAGUUAUGUUACUAUCUUCUACCUCCUUCUCCACAAUUUCCUCUCCCACAAGAUAUGAAUGAAUCUCAAAUGUUUUUUUGGUUGUGUUCCAAUUAACAACAGCUCAUUUUCAAUAUCCACAUGUCAUUUCAUUCCUUAACCAAACAUCUUUUCUUCCUCUUUUUCUUCUUCAAAACAAAUCAAUUAGUUAUUACAUUCAUUUGACCAUGAACCUCAAACAUUAUUCUUAUUAGCUCUUACAUAGCCUCAAGAGUUUCAAGGAUUGAUGCCAUUUCUAACUUUAAGAAAUUCUCUUAAAGGGUGUCAUUGUGGUGCAAACUCAUAGUGUCAAAGCCUCUCAAGAUGCCUGAUUUUCCUAAGAUGGAUCACAAUAUAUCCGAAGAACGUUUUGACAAACGUAUGAAUACUCGUAGUUGUCCGAAUUCAGGAAACACUUCACCAACUCGUAACAAAAAGUUGAAUCAAGAAAAAAAAGAUGCAUACACAAAUGAAUAUUCUGCAAAUGAAGCUACUAGACCUAUGGACCAAGGUUCUAAAACUGAUGCGAAAUUUGCAAACAAAACAAAACCGCAGAAAGAAAAAAAAGAUGCAUACACAAAUGAAUAUUCUGCAAAUGAAGCUACUAGACCUAUGGACCAAGGUUCUAAGACUGAUGUGAAAUUCGCAAACAAAACGAAACCGCAGAAACUAAGUCCUCCGAACCAAAACAUUUCUGAUGCUUUUUCAAGACAAAGUCCAAAGGGGUCGAGGAUGCCUUCGAACUCUGAGCCUGCAACUUCAUUAGUAACAGGAGUUUCAAAGGGUAUGUCUAAUCAUACAAAGAAUAAUAGUCAAGGUGGCAUGCCCGGAAGUGGAACUAGCUCACGAAGCGACAGUUUGGAGAGCACGAGUUCAAACAUUAGGCCACAUACUGGUGGUGAUGUGAGAUGGGAUGCAGUUAACAUGGUUUUGAAAAGUGGUCCUUUGAAUCUUAGCCAUUUUCGGCUUCUUAAGCGUAUCGGUUACGGUGACAUUGGAAGUGUUUAUCUUGUGGAACUUAAAGGGACUGAUGCUCAUUUUGCUAUGAAAGUAAUGGACAAGGCUGCUCUUAUAAGUAGAAACAAGCUUCUUAGAUCACAAACUGAAAGGGAGAUUCUUGGACUUCUUGAUCACCCUUUUUUGCCUACUUUGUAUUCUUACUUUGAAACUGAUAAGUUUUAUUGUCUCGUUAUGGAGUACUGUAGUGGUGGCGAUCUUCAUUCGCUUCGACAGAAACAGCCUAAUAAGUGUUUCAGCGAAGAAGCUGCAAGGUUCUAUGCUUCAGAAGUUUUGUUAGCUCUCGAGUAUCUGCACAUGCUCGGCAUUGUAUACCGAGACUUAAAGCCGGAGAAUCUAUUAGUCAGAGAUGAAGGUCACAUCAUGCUCUCCGAUUUCGACUUAUCGCUCCGCUGCUCCGUCAGUCCAACACUGGUCAAAUCAUCUUCCACCCACGCAGCAAACGGAAGCGGGAGCGAUUCUGGAGGCAUAUUCAACGACGACCAAGCAGUGCAAGGCGCUGCUCAGACAUCAUCUAGCUUCUUCCCACGAAUCUUGCCCAAGAAAAAUCGUAAGGCAAAAUCCGACUUCGGCCUAUUAGCCAACGGGAACCGCCUUCCCGAGCUAAUGGCCGAACCAACCAACGUUAGAUCAAUGUCAUUCGUAGGAACACACGAGUAUCUCGCGCCGGAAAUCAUCAAAGGCGAAGGACACGGCAGUGCAGUAGACUGGUGGACAUUCGGAAUCUUCUUGUACGAGUUACUGCACGGCGCAACGCCUUUCAAAGGCUCGGGAUACAAAGCGACGCUUUUCAACGUUGUUGGCCAGCCGUUACGGUUUCCGGAUAAUCCUCAAACAAGUCAAGUGGCUAAGGAUCUUAUCAGAGGAUUGUUGAUCAAGGAACCUCAGAAGAGAAUUGCAUAUAAAAGAGGAGCAACAGAGAUAAAACAGCAUCCAUUUUUUGAAGGAGUGAAUUGGGCACUAGUUAGAAGUGCAAUGCCACCACAUAUACCAGAUGUUAUAGACUUUUCAAAGUAUGCUAGAAAGGAAACAGGACCACCACCAGUUGAUAAGAAGUUGCCAGAUGUUACUGGGGAUAAAAAAAGCAAAAAUUCAACUGAUAAUUCUUAUGUAGAUUUUGAGUAUUUUUAGCAGAAGAACAAAAAUUAAACAUGUUUAGAUAAAAAUACAUAUACAUAUAUUAAUACUUGUUUUAAGAAAAUUCAUUGUACAAAGUGUUACCUCCUCUUUUGCAGAACUAAUCAUUGUAAACAGAUACAUGUAUAUUCAUUCAAAAUUUUAUUUUU
Molecule: messenger RNA, 2428 nt
Organism: Vicia villosa (hairy vetch)
Lineage: Eukaryota; Viridiplantae; Streptophyta; Magnoliopsida; Fabales; Fabaceae
Product: serine/threonine-protein kinase RHS3-like
Exons: 4
Coding region: 450-2273 (607 amino acids)
Biological process (GO): protein phosphorylation
Cellular component (GO): cytoplasm; nucleus; plasma membrane
Molecular function (GO): ATP binding; protein serine/threonine kinase activity
Source: RefSeq, a predicted model, not a curated record